AGGGCCAGUCACCCGCAGCCCGGCGACCCGCAGCUCACUCGGCGCCUCGCCCAGCCCGGCUCCGCCGCGGGACGGAUAACGGUUACGAAGCACUUUCUCCGCCGCGAUUUCUGCUUAGUCAUAGUCUUCCAGGAAACGGCUCCCUCAGUUGGGUGUCAGCUCUGCUGCGGCGGCCGCAGUAGCAGGAGCCGCAGCCAUCAGCGCGUCUUUUCCGGACCACCGCUCAGCCGCCGCCCGGCUUCCCGCGGGCCCCAGCGCAGGCCAAGGUCCCGCCACGCGGGGCGCGCAGCCUCGCGCUCGGCUUUCCAGCCUCGGGACCGUGUCUGCGGGGCGGCCUCCUUCCCCGCCUGCGGCCCCAUCGCCGCCUGGCCCCCUCCGUCGGCCGCUGCCAUGAACACCGACAGCCGCGCGGCCGGGGCGCUCCUGGCGCGGGCCCGCACCCUGCACCUGCAGACAGGGAACCUGCUGAACUGGGGCCGCCUGCGGAAGAAGUGCCCGUCCACGCACAGCGAGGAGGAGUUUCCAGAUGUCUUGGAAUGUACUGUAUCACAUGCAGUGGAAAAGAUAAAUCCCGAUGAAAGAGAAGAAAUGAAAGUUUCUGCAAAACUGUUCAUUGUAGGAUCAAACUCUUCAUCAUCAACUAGAAAUGCAAUUGACAUGGCCUGUUCAGUCCUUGGAGUUGCACAACUGGAUUCUGUGAUCAUUGCUUCACCUCCUAUUGAAGAUGGAGUUAGUCUUUCCUUGGAGCACUUGCAGCCUUACUGGGAGGAAUUAGAAAACUUAGUUCAGAGUAAAAAGAUUGUUGCUAUAGGUACCUCUGAUCUAGACAAAACACAAUUGGAACAGCUGUAUCAGUGGGCCCAGGUAAAACCAAAUAGUAACCAAGUGAAUCUUGCCUCCUGCUGUGUGAUGCCACCCGAUUUGACUGCAUUUGCUAAACAAUUUGACAUACAGCUAUUGACUCAUAAUGAUCCAAAAGAACUGCUUUCUGAAGCAAGUUUCCAAGAAGCUCUUCAGGAAAGCAUCCCUGACAUUCAAGCACACGAGUGGGUGCCACUGUGGCUACUGAGAUAUUCGGUCAUUGUUAAAAGCAGAGGAAUUAUCAAAUCAAAAGGCUACAUCUUACAAGCUAAAAGAAGGGGUUCUUAACUAUGACUUAGGACCAUAACCUACUGACUUGUAUUUUCCUUGAAUAUAAGAUAAAAUUGAGAUGUGUAAAAAUCUAAUUACUGCAUUGUCAUUGAGGCAGAUAUUCUUUAGUUAUAUUUCACAAUAUUUUAUCUGUCAAAUUUUGAAUACUUCUCUUGCCUCCAUAUCAGUUCACUCACAUGAACCACUGUAUUGUUUUCAUUAAACUAUUGUUUUCUAAUUGAAAUUGUCUAUAAAGAAAAUACUUGCAAUAUAUUUUUCCUUUAUUUUUAUGACUGAUAGAAAUCAAGAAAAUUUGUUGUCAGAUAUAUUUUGGCCUAGGCAUCAGGGUAAUGUAUAUACAUAUUUUUUAUUUCCAAAAAAUGCAUUAAUUGCUUCUUACUCUAUAGUAUAACUAAGCAAUUUAAUUACUAUUGUUAAAACUGAAAUACUGGAAUAUAUUUUUGCUGUAGUUGAAAAGAUGAUUGUAUCUCAGAGUAACUGGAGUAGCUGGGAUCUACUAACAGUGUAAAUAAAAUUCAUUUCUUCAGUACAUGAAUAGAAACAAAUUUUUAUUUAAGUUUGCUUACUAACUUAAUAACCUUGCUUGCAGUUUACCUAUAAUAAUUUAACCUUGUAUUCUUGUGCCAUAUUUUCUCUUGCUAUUCUUUACAAAGACAAAACAAAAUAAAUCUAAAAAGGAGACUAGAAGCUUUGAAUUAUUAUUUGGGGGUUUUAUAAAAGCAACUGUUAUCACCUCCAGAUUCUUUUUAAGUCUUGAUCCAUCUUUAAUAUUUUGCUAGUCAUUCAAGAAUAUCCAGUAAGUACUGAGCACCGUGUGCUGGGCACUGUGGGCUCUGGACACAGGAUGGAGGCACAGGGAUUAAGAAUCAGUUGUUCAAUAUGUGAUAUUUGUUCCCCACUGAUAACUGACUGCGAGGGACUAACAGCCAGAAGAGUGGUGAAAAGAGCCAUUCCUUUAGGGCCGACGUCUAUUUAGAUAACUUUAUUUGAGAUAUGGACUUAAUUAUUUCAAAGCAAAACUAUGUAAUAAAAACUUUAGGGCUAGGAGAGACUAUAGACCAUUUGGUAUAAUUCCUCAGUAGUUUAAGAACCAGAAAAUAGCAAAUAAAUAAGCUGUGACCUUUGAUAUAUACCAUAGAUCUUAAUUCUAUAAAUUUGAAAAACUCUUCAAAAAUCUCUUGUAUCUCAAUCAAUAAUUUUAAGCCAUGUAUCUUCAUAUAUGGUUUAUAAAACUAAUCUAUAUAUAUAAACUAAUAGUAAAACUAAUUUGCCCAACUUUUUUCAACUUAAAGGAAAGUACUGUGGUUCCAUAUUCAAAAUAAAUACACUUUUCCUAUCAGUAAGGUUUUGUGGUUUAGUGGUUGAAUAAUUUGAUCAUUAGAAUAUAAUGUGAAAUCAGCUGAUUUACCUGCUAAAAUUUGUUUAGACUUUGAGCUUUAUAUAAUCUUUAUAUUAAUUUAUGUAAUGUUAUUGAAUGUAUAUAGUUAACAUUUUUAUUUGGAAAUUACAACUAUUUUCAUGUAACAUAAGUCUUGAAACAAUUGCUCAUUUUAAUUUAGGCCUAUACAGUGAGUUGGUCAAGAUAUUUUAAGAGGGAAGUUUAAUAUCACAUUUAUUGUUUUUCAAACCCUGGACUUAUAAAACUGUAUUGUUUGAAGGGUUGUUUUGAAAACGGAAAAAGACACUUAUAUUGCUAAUAAACUUCAGAGGAGAUUUUUUGUGCCGUUCCCCCCUCUGCCCCAUCACCACCACCACCACUCCUGACAAAGAAGCAAGGUUAUAGAUUCAUUUUGUGAAGGGGAUCAUGUAUGGAAUUUUUAAAUGAGUCUUUUGUUUGUUUCACUUCUAUACCUUUAAUUUCUGUUCCUUUUUAAAAAAAAAAAAAAACCUGAUUUUUUAAGGCUUUAUAAUUUUCCAAGCUCAUGUUCACUCUUGUGUGUCUGUGUGUGAACUAUCAGAAAAUAGUAAGUACUUUUCAAAUAUUUAAGGACUUAAUGUUUAACAAGCCAUAAAAUAAAAAACAGUGAUACUACCAAAUAAUUGCUUAAAGCUAACUUAUCAAUAGUGUCUAUAACAGAUAUGUUUUCUGGGGAGAUGUGUAUCCAGUGACCCAAGGUAGAAAGAAUUGAUAUAAUAGGUUUUUUCAGUAAAUAUGAAAAGAAACUGCAGUUUAUUAUUAUAUUUCCAAAAUAAACUGGAGCCUUACUUUAACACAAUGUACUGUACCUUGGAGUUUGUUCUGUGAUAAGUCUAUCUUGAAUUCCCAUCCAAGAAACUGUAGUCACCAAAAGGACCAAGAUGACUUAUAAAGUAUGUUCACAUGGUGUAAAUUUUGAUGAUCACUUGUACCAGUGUGCUAAUAAAGUAUUCAUUUAGGGAUGACCCGUGCUAGAACUUGAAUCCCAAAUAAUAGCUAAUAAUUUUCCCAUUCUCGACGAUCACACUUAGACAACUGUGUGUGAAAUGGAAAAUAAAGUUAUUCUAUUUUGAAUGAAUGGCUCAGAUUUUUCCCUACCAGAGCCAAGUAGUAACUGAAAUAGAAUUUGAUUUUCAGCGAUAAAAGAUCUAAGUCUCAUUUAAUUACCUAUCUUUUCAGAAAAGAUUUUCUUUCUAAUUUUUCCACCUAGCAUUUUCAAUAUUUAGGAAUGUAAUAAAUUUAUUAUAUAUUAACUGACAGUUCAUCUUUCUGCCAGUUGUACAUUUAGAGAAAUUUGAAGUUGUUUAAUGAGAUUUAAACCAUUUCUGUUUUUAUACUCAAAUAUAUCAACUUAUGAUUCCGAACCUAUUUUUUAAAAGUUAACUUCCUAAUGUACUAGAACUUAUACCUGUCAUUCUGUAAAGUUGGUAAUGGGAUAUGUCAGUUUUAUUUUUGAAAAAUAUAUAACUUUUCGCUACCAGGUAAUUCUACUUUUAUGUAUCUGUAGUGGUGUACUAUAAAAUACAGGCAAAAUAUAAAGCAUUGUUAAUAUAAGUUUUAAUUUUACUUAUGAAUUUAAUUGAAGUGUGAGUUACAUAUUUUUAAUUGAGUUGUUUCAUAGUUGGAAGCAUCCUGAAACAUUAUAUUGAUUUUGAACUAUUUAAACUCAAACUGAGUAGGAUUUGAAAGUAAAUUAUGAAUAAUUUUUAAAUAUCCCAGCCAUAAAGCUGUUCAUGCACUCAUUCAACAGAUUUAGCGCAUGCCUACCAUAUAACAGGCACUGUGCAAGGUACUGGCAGAUAGAUACAGAAAUGAAAAAGCAAACCGUAUCUACAAGGAACACAUAGUAUAUUUGGGGGAUGAGAGAGAUCUGUACAUGAACCAGAGCAAUAAAAGGCAACAUCUGAUAGCAGUGGUGAAAGCAAUUGGGGAAUGUGGAAGGAAGUGGGGCUGGGAAUUAUUUAUUUUUAGAAAGCUCCUCUGAAGAAAUUAGCCUUAGGGUUGGAUCAGAGGAGGAGGUGUGCGUGGGCAUUCUGCCCAGAGGCUCUUGUUUGCUUAGUUUGUAAAUAUGCUUCUAUUGAAUGAUGAACAGUUUAUUAUGGAAACUUUAAAAAUUCAGUGAAAACACUUUUCUUCAAGAGCUUGUUCUUAUCAGAUAAAACGGAAUGCCUUGUGUUGAGACAAGAAUAGAUACAGUUGGAAAAGUCAUGUCUUAUAAAGGAAAGACUAAAACUUACCCAAAUCUCCUAAAUAUAUCAGGAUGUAGCUUUAUGUAGUUUCACUACCAGAAAAGUCGAAAACCUUAAUAUGUAUCCCUCAGCAAUGAAUAAAUGUAUAAAAUGUCAUACAACA
Molecule: messenger RNA, 4921 nt
Organism: Hipposideros armiger (great roundleaf bat)
Lineage: Eukaryota; Metazoa; Chordata; Mammalia; Chiroptera; Hipposideridae
Gene: GCLM
Product: glutamate-cysteine ligase modifier subunit
Exons: 6
Coding region: 391-1149 (252 amino acids)
Biological process (GO): glutathione biosynthetic process
Cellular component (GO): glutamate-cysteine ligase complex
Molecular function (GO): enzyme regulator activity; glutamate-cysteine ligase catalytic subunit binding
Source: RefSeq, a predicted model, not a curated record